This is a messenger RNA of Gossypium arboreum, 1057 nucleotides long. Its product is annotated as short chain aldehyde dehydrogenase 1-like. Bases 78 to 920 code for a protein of 280 amino acids. The record is from RefSeq and is a predicted model, not a curated record. The transcript has 2 exons. Lineage: Eukaryota; Viridiplantae; Streptophyta; Magnoliopsida; Malvales; Malvaceae.
GGUCACUUUGCAACUAUAAAGAGAUGAUAUCAUAACAAAGGAGUUUACACAUUGAAUUGUUUUGUUGAAAGCUAUAUAUGAUGAGUAGUCCUGCUCAGUCUUCGGUAGCCAAGAGGUUAGAAGGCAAGGUAGCAUUGAUAACUGGUGGUGCAAGUGGCAUAGGAGAGAGCACAGCUAGGCUGUUUCUCAAGCAUGGAGCCAAGGUUCUUAUUGCUGAUAUCCAAGAUGAAUUAGGUCAAUCUCUCUGCAAAGAGCUCGGAACCCCAGAUAUCAUCAGCUAUAUCCAUUGUGAUGUGACGUGCGAAACGGAUGUCCAAAACGCCGUGGACUUAGCGGUCUCUAGGUAUGGUAAGCUUGAUAUCAUGUUCAAUAAUGCCGGCGUUGCAGGGGAGGAUGAGUUGAGAGCCAUUGCUUCAGAAGUUGAUAACUUUAGGAAGGUCCUUGAUGUCAAUGUGGUUGGUGGUUUCUUGGGUGCCAAGCAUGCUGCUCGAGUGAUGGUUCCGGCCCAAAAGGGGUGCAUUCUCUUCACCGCUAGCGUCGCUUCAUUGCUUUACGUCGGCGUUCCUCAUGCCUACAUCACAUCAAAGCAUGCUGUGGUGGGAUUGGCUAAGAGCUUGAGCGGAGAGUUAGGGGAGUAUGGGAUACGAGUCAAUUGCAUCUCGCCUCACGGCAUUGCGACUCCUAUGAUGUUUAAAACGUUAAAGACAUCGGAUAAGAGAAAGGUAGAAGAGAUGAUUUUGAGAAAUGGAGUGUUGAAAGAGGCCAUACUCGAAGCAGAAGAUAUUGCGCAGGCUGCCCUGUUUCUAGCUAGCGAUGAGGCCAAAUAUGUGAGUGGUGUCAACUUGCCUGUCGAUGGAGCCUAUAGUAUCAAUAAUCAAACAUGGAAAAAGGGUCUGAUGGAAGACUGUAUUGCUGAAUAGAUGCUGCCUUUUGCAAUGGGGUUUUAGGGCUUAAUGCUUCAUUCAUAUAUUUGACAAUUCCAAAACACCUUGCCUUAGAAUUAAAUAAAUGAAUCGUAACAUGUCUUAAAUAAAUGAGCUUUUGAAUUUGGAUGAAA